Molecule: messenger RNA, 708 nt
Organism: Fusarium odoratissimum NRRL 54006
Lineage: Eukaryota; Fungi; Ascomycota; Sordariomycetes; Hypocreales; Nectriaceae
Exons: 1
Coding region: 1-708 (235 amino acids)
Source: RefSeq, a predicted model, not a curated record
AUGCCGAUCGAUCUCUUUAGCGUGGCCGGCGAGAUCCGCAACAAGGUUUAUGAGGAACUUCUAUCAGCCUCCGAACGUAUCAUUAUUGAAUCAGGGCUGCGGCCGCCGCGCCUCUAUAUGGUUACCGCAUCACGCCUAUAUUCUGCGAUUCUUCUUGUGAAUAAAAGAGCAAACCGGGAAGCAAGCCCAUUACUUUAUUCGAGAAAUCAAUUUGAGUUCGGUAUAUAUUGGCCAGGAACCAAGGAAGGGCAUGAAACAAAGCGUAUGAUCUUCGCCUCGUUUAUUAGCCAAAUUGGACUCCAGAACGCAAGCUUUCUCCGUCACCUCUGCAUUCCCUUCUCGGCUUCCGGCAAUCAUUACUCUCCAGGCAUAGUGCUUGAAGAAAACAGCAUGUCCACUCUGAAACUCAUCCAGGAUAAAUGCACCGGGAUCACCACUCUCAACGCGGUGUUCGAGACCAUAACCGCCGAGAUCCUAACAGUUGUAUAUACGUCCUUCAGUUCUAUGCCAACGUUGAAAAACGUGAACAUCAUCACGUAUGAUGGGCUGCUCAGCGACGAAUUGAUAGAGAAGAUAUGCAACUGGGGUUGGACAGCCGAGAUUGUACAAUUGGAUGAGGAAGAUGAUGACUAUGACUAUGAGAGCGAUGAUGAUGAAGGAUAUUACUGGAGUGGAUACGAUUCCUAUUCUUUGUAUGACUCCGACUGA